CGAACAACAUCUGAGACCGACAACACUUUGAAUCUGGAUCCCGCCGUCAAUCACUCCUCCAGUUACCCGAGGUUUAGCCCUCUGAUGCUAUUUUCAUUCUUAUUCCGUCGCAUAGUCGUGGUCGCAAACCACGUACAUCCCGACCGACCCUUACGCCAACCCAUCCCCUCGAGCUAGUCUCACCAUCCACUCGUUACGCACCGCGAAUUCCCUCGUCCGGCUUCCAUUCCAACCCCUCGUGAGGAACGCCUCACCACCAUUCCAUACGCCUAUUCAGAGCAUAGUCUCGUAUUUCAUUCGUUUCAUCUUUUCGCAUCCUUCGUCUCACGAAGUCGCCUUUUCAGACUUCUCUGUAGCUACCGUCGAACGUCGCGGUCGCCGUUCGACAAUCGACCGCGCACUCUUGGCUAUCGGACUCGGACCCUCGACUGUCUCGCGAUCGACACUCUUCAGCCAUCUGGCGAUCGACAAUCUUCAACCGUUCGUCCCCAUCACGACGAUCCAAGCCCUGAUACCACAUCGGGUUACCCAGAACAGCAUCACCCCCAGGAUUGUCGCAGUCAUGGCUGCAUCCAACUCAAACCUCUACUUUCGUUCUCUCGAGGAGCUCUCCUCUGGUGUCGCAUGCUCUUCGGGCGAAGUCUGCACCUUCACUGUUCCAACAUGCAAUUCGUGCGCCAAAGCUGUAUGCCGCAAGGACGCAACAGUCGCUCCCGAAAGCAAGAGCGACAAGAAACCCAAUACGGGCGCUAUUGCGGGAGGUGUCGUGGGUGGCGUCAUUGCCAUCGCCGUCGUGACCUAUCUAGUCUGGAGAUUUUGUAUCAAGCCUCGACGUCAGCACCAGAUCGCACAGGAAUCCUACGAAGAUGAGCCCGACCACAGAGUUGAAGCCGAGAAGGAAUUUGGUGCGCGUCGCGACAAGCGCUCAUCAGUCCACACGGUCCACUCGAUCGCCUCGACAGUUCUCACACGCGCCUCCAACAUCAUCCAGAUCGCCUACAUCCCCGGUGUUACAAAUCGCGCUACACCAACUUCGCCAACUCUGCUCGUACCCCCGGUCCCGCCCAUCCCCAUGCACGCCUCAAGCCUUGCCUCCAACAGUCCCAGCUACGAGGACCAGCACUUCUUUGUGCCCGGCGAUCUACGGGAUUCUACGUACUCUGGUCUGUCUGGGGAUAGCGAUCGCAUGUCCUACGCUCGCACCUCUUACGCUCCUCGCUCCAGCAUUGCUCCAAGCAUUGCUUCAACCAUCUACGGCAAGAAUGCCGUCGUCGUGGCCCCAGCGCAGACUGGUAUGAGGGCAAAGGCUGCCAUGGUCAGCGUCAAAUCCAUGGGUGGCUCGGCCGGCGGCGAGGUCACACCUCCCGUGCCGAGCAUUGACUACGACAAGUUCGAUGCUGCCAAGCCUAGGGACAGCACGUUCAGCGUUGGCUCGACAUUCCUCAACAAUGCGAGUACCACGACUGCUACUCAGGGCCGCGCCCAAGUCAUCCGUCUUGGAAGCGGUAACCAGGUAAAGCAGGUCAGCGUUGGCUCCAGAACGGACGACGAAUCGUCUGUGACUGCCGGCCGGACAGCCUCAAGCUCAACUUCUAUCCGUGACUCCAAUGCCGUCACCGUUAUUGACGAGAGCCCUUCCGUUGAUCAAGGUCCCUUUUCCGAUCCCCCAAGCAUUGCUACUCGCCAGAGCACCACAAGCCUGAGUGCCGUGAUCGAAGAGGCGACGAAGCGGGCGGCACAAGGACCCGACAGGAAAUCGAAACGCCAGAGCGUCCAGGAGCGUCACGAGCGCGGCACCAGCCCAUUCGGCGACGAGCACGCGACAAGGGACUAG
Molecule: messenger RNA, 1834 nt
Organism: Verticillium alfalfae VaMs.102
Lineage: Eukaryota; Fungi; Ascomycota; Sordariomycetes; Glomerellales; Plectosphaerellaceae
Exons: 2
Coding region: 563-1834 (423 amino acids)
Source: RefSeq, a predicted model, not a curated record